AUGCGCUGCCUAAUCACUCUACUCUUCCUGGCUAUCACCUUCUAUUCUGUAUCAGCAGAUGACAAGUUCAUCUUCAACGUCACCCUCAAUUGUGGCUAUCACCAAAGAACGUCGUACACCUAUAAUCUACAAUUCCUUGAGCAUGACUACUGGAUUUUGAAUAGUAAUGACAAGAUUACACCGCAAAAGAUCGGUGAAGCACGCCCAGGAGUCGCUCGUAUUAUGAUGCAAGGCUCGCAGAAUGGUGAUGAAAAGUGGUCGUCGGGCUACGACGUUAUCAUGCACCUUUACCAUGAUUGUUCUGAAUAUGAGAGUGAAAUGGAGUUGACUCUCAACAUUAAACCGCAAUGCGAGAUAGGAAAAGGAAUUUGUCGAUAUGUGAUCUCGAAGGAUAUCAAAGAUGUGAGCGGAGAAAUGGAUUAUCAAGCGAAGCUGCGUGACCCGUGUCAAGAUGGGCGUCUCGAAACGUGGCAGCCACGUGGCAAUGUCGAUGCGCCGCCGAACCGAGUAGAAGAUAAUCAGUUUCGGUUUUUAACCGCUUCGAUAUCCUACAGCACUUCUGCAAGCAUGUCGGGAGGAGGAGAUUCAAAACCAAUCGAAAAUAAGAAGGACGUGAAGAAGGGUUUCGACACCCGCAAAUUCUUGAUCGAUCUCGCUUCAGGAGGAACUGCUGCCGCUGUCUCCAAGACUGCCGUCGCACCAAUCGAGCGUGUCAAACUUCUUCUGCAAGUUCAAGAUGCUUCUCAAACCAUCACCGCCGACAAGCGCUACAAGGGAAUCGUCGAUGUGCUCGUUCGUGUGCCGAAGGAGCAAGGAUAUGCGGCUCUUUGGAGAGGAAACUUGGCUAAUGUCAUUCGGUACUUCCCGACACAGGCGCUGAAUUUCGCCUUCAAGGACACCUACAAGAACAUGUUCCAGAAGGGAUUGGACAAGAAGAAGGAUUUCUGGAAGUUCUUUGCUGGAAAUCUCGCUUCUGGAGGAGCUGCCGGAGCCACGUCUCUCUGCUUUGUCUACCCAUUGGACUUCGCCCGUACUCGUUUGGCUGCUGACGUCGGAAAAGCUAAUGAACGCGAGUUCAAGGGAUUAGCCGAUUGUCUCGUCAAGAUUGCCAAGUCUGAUGGACCAAUCGGACUCUACAGAGGUUUCUUCGUCUCCGUGCAAGGUAUCAUCAUCUACCGUGCCGCCUACUUCGGAAUGUUCGACACCGCCAAGAUGGUCUUCACUUCUGACGGAAAGAAACUCAACUUCUUCGCCGCCUGGGCUAUCGCUCAGGUCGUCACAGUUGGAUCUGGAAUCCUCUCCUAUCCAUGGGACACUGUUCGUCGUCGCAUGAUGAUGCAGUCUGGCCGCAAGGACAUCCUCUACAAGAACACUUUGGACUGCGCCGUCAAGAUCAUCAAGAACGAAGGAAUGUCCGCCAUGUUCAAGGGAGCUCUGUCCAACGUGUUCCGUGGAACUGGAGGUGCUCUCGUGCUCGCAAUCUACGACGAAAUCCAAAAGUUCAUCUAA
This is a messenger RNA of Caenorhabditis remanei, 1509 nucleotides long. RefSeq lists its product as uncharacterized. Gene Ontology annotation, molecular function: ATP:ADP antiporter activity. The coding region runs from base 1 to 1509 and encodes 502 amino acids. The transcript has 5 exons. Gene Ontology annotation, biological process: mitochondrial ADP transmembrane transport; mitochondrial ATP transmembrane transport. NCBI's taxonomy places the organism in Eukaryota, Metazoa, Nematoda, Chromadorea, Rhabditida, Rhabditidae. Gene Ontology annotation, cellular component: mitochondrial inner membrane. The record is from RefSeq and is a predicted model, not a curated record.